Messenger RNA from Hemicordylus capensis (graceful crag lizard), 10277 nucleotides. RefSeq names its product solute carrier organic anion transporter family member 4A1 (gene SLCO4A1). The record is from RefSeq and is a predicted model, not a curated record. Bases 377 to 2590 code for a protein of 737 amino acids. Gene Ontology annotation, biological process: sodium-independent organic anion transport; transmembrane transport. Gene Ontology annotation, molecular function: protein binding. Gene Ontology annotation, cellular component: membrane. The transcript is spliced from 13 exons. NCBI's taxonomy places the organism in Eukaryota, Metazoa, Chordata, Lepidosauria, Squamata, Cordylidae.
CGAGCAUCGGUUUGAACAUCCCAGUACUUCCCAAACGCGCGGCUUGGGGGCUGGCUGUAAAAAUCGGCGGUGGGAGUGGGAGAAACGCGCCCAGAGCUCUGUAAAACGGACAGCCAGCUCUGGGACGGACAAGCCAAGGAUGAGUAGGCAGAGCUCCCAGUAACCGGCUUGCUUCUCUCCUCUUUUGACCACUGUUAUCCCUACAACUACUCUAAUGAAGUGGUUGGGGUUCUCUCCUUUGCCCAGUUACCCACUCAGGCACAUGUCACAGAUUAUCUCCAUCUGAAAACCAAGACCUCAAGACACUCUUACAAGAAACCAAACCAGCCUGGGUGGCCCCCAAAGCAUACAAUAACUGGGCCAUCUUUUGAUAGAAAUGCCUCACAAACUGGCAGGCGAAAAUGGCUUCAACUUCACCCCCAAACUUCUUUUUUCCAGCACAUCUAAUCCAGUGGAGAACAGUCUUACUUUUGAUACACCUACUCCCAAGGAGUCCUGCACCACCCCUCUGAGCAAUGGCACUUUAUACUCCAAUGAAAACAGCCCUUCAGACUCCUGCGUGAAACCCCUCUGCAAUGCGGAUGCUGAAAAUAAAAGCCCAUUCAGCAAAGGAAUUAAAUAUGUCUCCUCGGAAGGAGAGGCACUUGUGUGUGGGUGGGGGGCCUUCACACCUAGUUGUUUACAGUUCUUCAAUACUCCCAAGGGGGUCUUGUUCUUCCUCUGUGUGGCUUCUUUCCUGCAAGGGAUGACAGUGAAUGGUUUUAUUAAUACAGUCAUCACCUCCAUAGAGAGGCGCUUUGACCUCCGGAGCUACGAGAGCGGGCUGAUUGCCAGUUCUUAUGACAUCGCAGCCUGCGUGUGUUUGACUUUUGUCAGUUAUUUUGGGGGGAACGGGCAUAAACCGCGGUGGCUCGGAUGGGGCAUUUUGAUCAUGGGGAUUGGGUCCAUCGUCUUUGCACUGCCCCAGUUUACCACCAGCCAAUAUGAAGCACAUUUCUCAGAAGAGAGUGGCCUGUGCUCCUCCAAUCAGAGCAUGCGAUGCUUGGAAAGCGUCUCCAGCCUCUCUAAUUACCGGUUUGUCUUCAUGCUCGGACAGUUCCUGCACGGAAUAGGAGCAACACCACUUUAUACCCUUGGAGUGACCUAUCUGGAUGAAAAUGUUAAGUCCAAUUAUUCCCCUGUAUAUAUUGCUAUUUUCUACACUGCUGCCAUAUUGGGUCCUGCAGCUGGCUAUUUGGUUGGAGGAGUCUUUCUAAAUAUUUACACUGAAAUUGGGAGACAAAUCGAUCUGACUCCUGACAAUUCGCUAUGGGUCGGAGCUUGGUGGAUUGGAUUCCUGGGUGCAGGGGCUGCUUCAAUCUUGAUUGCAAUCCCCAUCUUGGGUUACCCUCACCGUCUACCCGGAUCCCAGCGCUAUAUAGUCAUGAGAGUUUCAGAAGCCCACCAGCUGAAAGAUGGAAGCCAUAAAACAGCCUCAGAUCCAGAUUUUGGAAAGACAGUUAAAGACCUGCCACGGUCAGCAUUGUUGCUGCUGAAGAACCCAACUUUCAUCUUCCUGUGCUUAGCUGGAGCCACAGAGGCCACACUUAUUGCUGGGAUGUCCACCUUUGGCCCCAAGUUUCUUGAAUCCCAGUUUAGCUUAAGUGCCUCUGAAGCUGCAACUUUGUUUGGUUACCUGGUGGUUCCAGCCGGAGGUGGUGGCACAUUCCUUGGAGGGUUCAUUGUGAACAAAUUUAAGCUGCGUUGUUCAGGAAUCAUCAAGUUCUGUUUAUUUUGCACCAUGUCGAGUCUGCUGGCGAUUUUCAUCUUUUUUAUUGAUUGCCCCAAUAUGCCCAUGGCAGGAAUAACACAGAUGUAUGACAGAAGUGUCCUGCCAGAAGGCCACCUCAACCUGUCUGCCCCCUGCAAUACGGAGUGUGACUGUCUGCGAGAGAUGUAUAGUCCUGUGUGCGGAAGUGACAAUGUCAUGUAUUACUCCCCUUGCCAUGCUGGGUGCAAGAAAAUACUGAGAAAUCACGGGAGUGGGAAAAAGGUUUACCGUGAGUGCAGCUGCAUUAUUGAAAAUGCACCCACUGCAUAUGGCAUGGCUACAGCAGGGAAGUGUACAUCUUCAUGCCAGAAAAGGACUCUCCUCCUGAUUUUCAUGUUUGUGGUCAUUCUUUUCACAUUCCUAAGCAGUAUUCCUGCUCUAACGGCAACUUUACGAUGUGUCUCGGAUAGGCAGCGAUCAUUUGCUCUAGGAAUCCAGUGGAUUGUAGUAAGGACGCUAGGUGGCAUUCCAGGCCCCAUUGCUUUUGGGUCGAUGAUUGACAAGUCAUGUCUGCUCUGGCAGAACCAAUGUGGGGAGCAAGGAUCUUGCUAUGUCUAUCAGAACUUUGCCAUGAGCCGGUACACCUUAGUGGCUGGACUGAUUUACAAGGUGAUGGGAUCAUUCUUCUUCCUGCUUGCCUGUUUGCUUUACAAGCCACCUCCACCUGAAUCCCUCCCGGGCAGCUCCGACACCUCUGAAAAUGGCAAUUGUGACCUCCAGGAGAACAAAUGUCCACUUCAGUCCCCAGACAAUACAGAGCACUGUGGAUAUGACAAGUGACUUCUACACCAUCUUCAAGAUACUGUGUCAAGAAUACAUAUUAGCCUCUUCCUGUUGAUAUUAUUUUGUUCAAUUUUUCCUCUUCCAGGAAGAAUAAUAUUAUUAAGUUCUGUUAUAAUUUACUAUUUGAUGAUACCAAAAGCACACUGGAAAACCUGUGCACUGACUUUUCCACCUUCAAACGAGGGUGUCGCCAGAUCUUUGAAGCCUCUUCCCAGUGAGAUGGAAGGAGACACAAGGAUCUCAGAAAACCCUGAUGCCACAAUCGUGAAUUUCUUCUACAAGGGGAUGCUACCAUUCUGAAAUGGAGUGCCAUUGUCUUGGAAUAUUAAAAAAUAACAUUCCAGAUGGCUGCAUCUAUGGGGUAUAGUGAUGGGUGUCUCCUGUGGUCCAAGUGAGAUUUCCUGAGGUGUCCAAAUCUUGGAUUUAGACACCAAUUUUCAAUGUGACCUCAGAAUACCAGAACAGCUUGUGGCAUCAACUUUACCCACAUCACAGUGUUAAUUUAAUUUAUUUGAAGAAGGGCUAAACCUAGCUUCAGACCAUUCCUGUAUAAAGCACUUAAAAAGGUAACCAGAGUACACACAGAGGGCCAUAUAUUCCACUGGUCCCAGUUAUUUGUUGGUGUAAAGCUGAUUUCAUGACCAAUGCCAAGGGUUAGCAUCUUAGCAUGCUGAGUGUCCACAGUCCUCCGAAUGACACAUUGUGGAUCCUUCAGACCACUUCUGUGCCCAUAAGCUUUGUGUGGUGAUGGAGAGCAGGUCUCUCAGGGUCCGGUGAGGUAGCAGGGGCCUAACCUGUAUGAUUUGGCUGGCCAAUUGUUGCUAUGGGCAAUUAAAGAUAUUGGAUGACAUGAUCCACAAGCCUCUGGCAACUGAAGGAGGGCUGCUGGUCCAGAAGGCUGAGGGUUCGCUUAGCACCGCAGACUGUGCACAGGGUUGUGUAGCCCUUAGGAAUAGUCAUACAAGUGGACAGGACUUUUGGAGGGAGGGGAGAGAUGCAAAAAUUGGUCCCUCCUCCUCUGUGCCUGAUAUGCUGCACAAGAAGCCUACAGUACAGUGAUGCUGAAAGCUCCUUGCGGACCCAUAGCCCUCCUUCUCUGGCUGGAGGGCUGUGAAUCAUGUCAACUAUUGAGUUCUUUGUUGGGUCAGAUUCCCUUUUCUUCCUGUUCAUCACUUGAUGGCUGCAAAGACAUGGUGACUUUUAUGCUUCAAUCAGUAAUCAAAUAUCACAGACAGAGCUUUCAUAUCACCUCACAGCACCUCAAACACAAUCAUUACCAGCAGAAGCUAUUGAUGUAUUCAGCUGUGAGUCACUGAAUCAGUGAAUCAUCAAGUGAUGCACAUGUGCGUAUAAAUCAACCCUUUAUUACCUUGGACAGGCAGCUUCUGUUUCCUCUUUCAACUUAUUGGUUGUAGUAAUUUUGUUCUAAAUGUUUAUUCAGACAGUGGCUUCCUACACGCAGGCAGACAUGAUAAGGAAAAUUAGUCAAAGUAGUCCCUAUGAAAUUAAAAGGACAAGACAUGUUUGGGGCAGUAUAUAAAUUUGUUAAAUGAAUAAAUAAAAUAAAAGUAGGCACCAUGUCCUUUUAAUUUCUGUAGGACUGCUUUUGUCUUUCACAUUGUAAUUCCACCCAGAAGCACAGGAUUUGCCCCAUGGAAAGGCAGGUCCUCAGAACAGUUUGACUGAGACAUGAGGCCCUGUGCUUGAGGGGAUGCUUUGUAAUGGUCGUCAGCCGAUAUAUUAUCUGGGUAGUUGGAGACUCUGUAUCCCAUUCCCAUGGGGAGCCUCUCAUUGCUUCUGCAAUGCAAGUAAUAAUAUGGUAUCCCUGGUUCAGCCCUGUGGCUGACACAGAGUUUGCCCCCCAGGUAUGUACAUGGAAGGUUCCAAGUUCCCUCCCUGGUGGCAUCUCCAAGAUAGGGCUGAGAGAGAUUCCUGCCUGCAACCUUGGAGAAGCCGCUGCCAGUCUGUGAAGACAAUACUGAGCUAGAUAGACCAAGGAUCUGACUCAGUGUAUGGCAGCUUCCUAUGUCCCUAUGGUAGGCUUCAGAAGUUGCCCUUGUAUGAAGACUCUUCUCAGGCUAAGACUGCAUGGUUGUUGGUGGUGUGAGAGAGAAAAAGCACUGGGACCAAUCACUCCAUCUCAGAUUUCUGAGACCAUGCUGACUCCUUUUUAUUUCCCUAGGAUGUAGAGCCCCCAUCGCUCCCAAAGAACUCCCCUAAUUUUGAAACAGGCUUUGAUCUUAAACUAUGAGGUGGUAUGAACAGCCAGGAAAUCUUGUGUGAAAGACUGGUCGUUCACACGACUGGGUGGGUGGGGUGAUGGACAGGAGAGGGGGAAGGCUGGUUGAACUCACCUUCCCCCCAGAAGACAGAGAGGUCGUUCACAUGACCGGGCGGGUGGGGUGAUGGACAGGAGGGGGGGAAGGCUGGUUGAACUCACCUUCCCCCCAGAAGACAGAGAGGUCGUUCACACGACCGGAUGAGUGCUCUGGAUCCUUUUGGCAUGCAAGCCAUGCACCCACAUGACCUGCUCUGCUGGGAGCAGAGCAGAGCAACGGAGGCCGGGACUUGUUUUCCUGGCCUCCGCGUAUCCCACAAGCGCAAUGAGCGUGGUGCCUUGGGGGAUUCCCCUGUCAGACAGGCGCUCUGUGUCUCUUCGACUCCAUAGAGCUGAGGAGACACACGGGCCCAGCAACUGGGUUAAGGGAGCACUUGUUCCCUUAACCUCGGCUAAGAGCUGGGCUCAGGAGCGGGGUUAGGCUGGGCAGGAGCACCAGGAUCCAUGUGGAUCCUGGCACUCCACACAAGCAGCCUAGCCCAGUUCUCAUGUACUCUGAGGCCGUUCUCAUGAGCAGUCUAGCCCUCUGUAGUUUUUGUAGUUGGAAGCACUGAAGGAAACCGGAAGUAGGCCUGAAAUCACAUGUAAAAGAGCAGAACAGGAUAAAAACCAGUUUUGUGGUGAGUUCUGCUGUAAACCAGAGGGGAACUUUCUCACAAUAUUGUACCAGGGUGAUAUCUUGAGAUCUGGACUGGCAGUGAGUCCUCAAAUCACACUGAAGUUUGAAAAUUAGGGGAAUGGUGAUUUCAAACCAAACCAGUAGCAUUAGAGAUUCAGGAUUGUUUUGAGGAAAAUGAGGGAGCUGGCAAACAAGAACAACUUUUCUUCUGAAACCCACCUCCAAAAAAUAUGUGCAGCAUUACUUAUUUAUUAUUCCUUCAUUUUUGUUCUUUUAGUAUUGAAGGCUUGCUGUGACUUCGAAUCCAUUUAUACAAUCAACAAAUAUUGUGGUAAAACCAUUUUUGGACUGUACUUCUUCAGGCUGCAUGUCUGAAUACUCCUCAGUGAAGAUUCAAAUUUUUUUUUAAAUUGUAAAAACGUUCAUUAUUAUUUUUGUUAACAAUAGUAUAAUUAGUGGCUGAUGUGAUAAGGAAAAUUACUCAGGGUAGUGAAAUUAUAUGGGGCUACUUUAAGUAAUUUUCCUCAUGUCAGCCAGUAUUAUUGUUUGGACACCACUUUUAAGCAAAAUAUAAAGCUAUCAAAGUGGUUUACAUAGAAAAAGGUAUAAGAAAAUGGUUCCCUGUCCCAAAAGGGCUCACAGGUUGACAUACUACACAACAUUCUGUGCUCAUUUUAAUGAAACCUGCGCACAGUUUGGCAAAAGUGCUUUUGCACAAUAUGCAAAAAUUGUGCAAAUGUAGUUGUGCAAUAGAUGCUCAACUGUUUGCACUAUUGCAACUGUUCUCACUAUUCCCAUCCAUUGCACAACUGUUUGCACUAUAUUGCAUUUUGCACUAGAGCGCUUUUGCACAACUCACAGAACUUUCUCAUUCUGUCACAACACACACGGAACCUUGCACAGUAUUUCAGCCACAGUCUAUAACACACAUGAGACAUCAGCAACAAACACUGGAAGGAAGCUAUGCUGGGCUGAAUAGGGACAGUUGUUCUCUCCCUGCUAAAUAUAAGAGACCCACCAAUUUAAAAGGUGCCUCUUUGUGCACUUAGCAGGAAUAAGCUUGCAAGGGGCAGCUUACGAAGAUACAUUAAAACAAUCUCAUAAUGCAUUAAAUUGUUCCAGCAGCAUCAAUACCAAUUAAAGCAGAAUCAGAUCUAGAAGGUUUGUACAAAUAAGGAUAUCUAAACCUGGCAGUGGGGGCGGAAAUACAUGGGGUGCCACCACAGAGAAGACCCUCUCAAGAAUCCCCAUCCACUAUACUUCAGACAGGAUGGGAACCUGGAGCAAAGCCUUUGAGCAUAUUCUCAACAGCAGGGCAGGUUCAUAUAGGAAGAAGUGGUCUUGAGGUACUCUGGUCCUAAGCAAGUUAGGGCUUUAAAGGUAAUUACCAGCACCUUGAAUUAGACCCAGAUAUGGACUAAGGGCCAGUGAAGUUGUUUCAUCAGUGGGGAGAUAUGCUCCAUAUGCCCACUCCCUGUAAGUACCUAGCUGCAUCAUUUUCAUUCUGUCUCCAAAAGCAGUCCCACAUACCAUGUAGUAGUCCAACUGAGACAGUAAGAGAAUGUGGGUUCAAUGAAUGCUCCUCAUCUAAAUUACCUGGGGGCAAUUCCAAGGGUAAAGGAAUCAGGCAUGUUACCACUUUAUCAUGGCUAUUGCCAUAAGCAAAUUUUCAGGUUGAUAUUAUAUAUAGAUACUGGCAAGAUAAUGUCUCCCAUGAUAAGGCCAUAUUUUUACAAAAAACCCUUGAUUAAUAUAGCUGGCAUCAGAAACGUGCAAAAUAUGUAAGUAAUGAAAUCAGAAUUUUUGGAAUCAUUUCUAAUUCUCUUAUCAUUGUAUUUUUUUUCACACUUUCAGAGCCUAUCUAUCUGAAGAGUUUUGUAAAAAGUAUAGCCCUAUAAUAUUUUUAUUUAUUUAUUUAUUUAUUUAUUUACUCGAUUUCUAUACCGCCCAUCCAAAAAUGGCCCAGGGCAGAUUUCUAUACCGCCCUUCCAAAAAUAGCCCAUAAUAGAAGAUGUUCUUCUGCCAGUGGCUAGAUAUAUCAGCUUGAAAAUCUGCUUAUGGCCUAUAGUCAUUGAAAAAGUGGUAACAUGCUGAUUCUGUUACCCUUAGAAUUGCACAUGAAACCAAGACACCUGAAUUGCCCCUGAGACCAAGACACCUCUUCCCAAAUGCUCCUAUCCAGUCUUUAAGACCUCCUUCAGAGGCUCUGCUUUGAUUACUCUCAUCAUCUGAGGCACAUUGUGGGAUCACCCAGAUAGGAUCCUUUCCACAGUAGCACCAAGGCUUUGGAACAGUAUAUUAUCCCUUUGCAGUUGGCCUUCGGGCAGUUACCUCAGAAGGCAUUUAGGUCCCUCUGAGCUGACUUUUGCUGCUGCUUAUAUGGUUGCUCUGUUUUUGUGUUGCUGCUUCUGAUUGUUUGAUUUUAUGCUUUAAUGUGUGUUUUUAAUUCUUUGGCAUGAAAAGUGGAAUUGAUUGAUUCAUUGAUUAAGUGCCAUCAAGUCAGUGUUGACUCUUAGCGACCACAUAGAUAGAUUCUCUCCAGGAUGAUCUGUCUUCAACUUGGCCUUUAAGGUCUCUAAGUGGUGCAUUCACUGCUGUCAUAAUUGAGUCCAUCUACCUUGCUGCUGGUCGUCCUCUUCCUCUCUUUUUUUCAACUUUCCUCAGCAUUAUAGACUUCUCAGGGAAGCUGAGUCUUGGCAUAAUGUGUCCUGGUCAUUUGUGCCUUGAGUGAAAAUUCUGGAUUGAUUUGUUAUGUGAUCCAUUUGUUUGUUUUCCUGGCUGUCCAUGGUAUCCUCAAAAGUCAUAUCCAUCACUAAAGUUCAAAAGCAUCAAUACUUUUUCUAUCUUGUUUCUUCAAAGUCCAGCUUUCAAAUCCAUAGAGUGUCACGGUGAAAACCAUUGUCCGAACGAUUCCUAAUCUUUGUAGGUGUAGACACGUCAUGGCAUUUAAAUAUCCUUUCCAAGGCCUUCAUUGCUACCCUACCAAGUGCUAGUCUGUGGCGUAUUUCUUGACCGCUGGAUCCUUUACUGUUGACAGUUGAUCCUAAAAGGCGGAAGCUAUCCACCACUUUAAUGUCUUCAUUGUCAAUUCUGAGGCUGGUGGCUGUACCUGUUGUCAUUGGUUUAGUCUUCUUUAUAUUUUAUUGUAGUCCAGUUUUUUCACUGUGCUCCUUGACUUUCAUUACUAGAGCUUGCAGAUCAUCCACAUUCCCAGCUAUCAGAGUGGUGUCAUCAGCGUAGUGCAGACUAUUGAUGUUUCUUCCUCCAACUUUAAAACUACACCCAUAUUCUUCUAAUCCAGCUUCUUUCAGUAUAUUUUCAGCAUAUAAAUGAAUAAAGAAGGAGAAAGUAUACAGCCUUGUCUUACUCCUUUGCCAAUCUGGAACCAGUCUGUUUCACCAUGUUCUGUCUGGACUGUGGCUUCCUGUCCUGUGUAUAGGUUUCUCAUGAGAAUAAGAAGAUGUUCUGGGACACCUAUUUUCCUAAGGAAAUUCUACAACUUGAUAUGGUCUACGCAAAGGCUUUUCUGUAGUCAAUAAAGCAAAUAUUGACUUAUUUCUGGUAUUCUUUGGCUUUCUCAGUUAUCCAACAUGCAUCAGCAAUGAUGUCCAAAGGUGGAAUACAAAUUCAUUAAUAAAUAAAAUCAAUUAAUGUGUUUGUUUGUUUUUAAAGAUUCUAGAAAAACACCAUGCCCAUAAGAAAGCCAUCCUUUCUCCUUGACUUACUCCCUUUCCACAUGCAGGAAAGGCUUUUGACUUGGAGAGCAAAUAAAUAUGCAGCCCACCCACACCUAACACCUUCAUCUAGAAGUGAUACAGUCCAGGAAAAAAUCUGCCACUUAACUCUGCCGAUUGUUUCAACUGCCCCAUAGAUUUAAAAGAACUCUGAUAUAGGUCUCCUGAUUACCAACAAAAUAUAUAUGUAUUCUUAAAGCAACAAAACCUACUGAAUUCUGUCCAGCCAAAUUUUAGUCUGAACAGUUUCCCUAUUCAGGUGAACAAUCUGAAUUGCAAAGCACAUACACAGAGCUCCUAUCAACAAUAUGCAAAGUCAUUCAUUGCCAUAUCUUCUUUCCACUCUUAACUCAGACAACAUUGUUUGUCUUUCCUUUGCCAGUGUUAAGCUCUUUGUUUAUACUGUACAUAAAAGUGUGAUAGCUUCACAGUUCUCUACAGCAGAAGAAGUGUGAGAUAAGGGGAAAUAUUAUCUGGUGAAGCCAUUUAUGCAGAUGUCCUCAAUUGUGGGUCCCCAAAUGUUGUUGCACUACAACUCCCAACAUUACCAGUCACAGUGACCUUUGGCUGGGGGUGAUGGAAGCUGUAAUUCGACAAUAUCUGGGGGCUCCAGCUUGAGAACCUUUAAAUUAGUGGAUCCCACAUGAUGUUGCCAACACCACACCGAAACUUGAAUGUCAACCAUUCUCUUUCCACUUGCCACCAAAGUGUUUAUGCUUGCCACCUCUGGUUCUCAAUUUCUCUCCCGGGACUGAACAAAAAGAACACAUAGCCACACUCUGCUUUCGUCCUACUGUUUUAAGAUGGACACCCUUUUUAAUGUAUUGCAACAAAAGUUCUUGGUUGUGAUUGUGCUGUAGCUUAUGCUGAAGUUUGACCCCGGGAAAUAUGUAAAAAUUAUGGAUCUAUGCAAUGUUUUGCUUGCUCGACUCUGAAAAAGACCCAACCUGUUUUUAGAUACAUGCAAAAUAAAAAUAAAAAUAAAAAUAAAAA